AUGUCGCUUUUGCAAUGGCAGAAACUGAGCCCUUCUGAGUUCCAGCAGUUACAGGAGUAUACUUCAUAUUCAUCCAAGAAGCUGAAGGAUGUUUUGGAAGAGUUCAAUGGGGAUGGUGUACUUGGGAAGUACAACCCAGAAGAGCCUAUCGACUACGCUGGUUUCAAGCUGUUCAUGGAGACUUAUCUGGAGGCGGAAAUUCCGGAGGACCUGUGCAAGCAUCUGUUUCUCUCCUUCAUGAGGAAGCCGGCCUUGGGGCCGGCCGCCCCAUUGACCACCUCGGGUAAGGAUUUCAACGUGAAAGACAUGGCUGUGGUGGCGUCUCAGACCAUUUGCGCGCCCUUGUCAACCGAACUCCAUUUUGAUAGCAAAGUUUCCACAUCUACCUCGGGCGACAAAGACAGCAGCGGCAGACAUCACAGUCUCCUGGCGGAGAAGCUGCACGGCCUCACAGAGAAGCUGCACGGACUGGGUCACUCCAGGUCGGACAGCGGGGCUGGCGAUUCGGGGAAACGAAGUCGGGCAGGCUCGGCUUCGGCAGCGAGUCAUCCAUCUUUGGCUGUGGCAGUUACAGCUUCAUUGGACAAAAACCACCCUGACGAUUCCACUCCUCCAGAUGUGUCCAACCACUCCCGGUCAUCGUCCAAGAAAUCCAGCCAUAGCAUACACAGUGUGCACAAUGGUCCUCUCCUAGAUGGAACUGACCCCUGGAUACGCCAGUCAAACUCUUCUCUCCUACGUACCAACAUUGACCUUAAAGCAGUCCGCAACCGCUCCAUGAGCCUGGAGAUCAAAGCAGGACAUAUCUAUCUCAAGGACCUGGUGUGUUACCUCUCAUUAUUGGAAGCAGGCCGGCCUGAAGACAAGUUAGAAUUUAUGUUUCGUCUCUACGACUCGGACGGAAACGGACUCUUGGAUGCCUCUGAGAUUGAUUGUAUAGUGAACCAGAUGAUGUCAGUGGCAGAGUACUUGGGAUGGGAUGUUUCCGAACUCAAACCUAUAUUACAAGACAUGAUGAUAGAAAUAGAUUACGACCUGGAUGGAACAGUGUCACUGGAAGAGUGGAAGAAAGGUGGUAUGACCACCAUACCGUUGUUAGUUCUCCUAGGCUUAGAUACGAAUGUCCAAGAUGAUGGCACACAUGUGUGGAGACUCAAACAUUUUAACCGUCCUGCCUACUGCAACUUGUGUCUUAAUCUUCUAGUUGGUCUAGGCAAACAAGGUCUUUGUUGUUCAUUUUGUAAAUACACAGUUCAUGAGAGGUGCGUGCAGAGGGCUCCCGCCUCAUGUAUUACAACAUAUGUGAAAUCAAAGAAAACCUCUCAGGUGAUGAAUCACCACUGGGUGGAGGGCAACUGUGCGGGCAAGUGUGACCGCUGCAGGAAAUCCAUCAAAUCUUAUAACGGAGUGACCGGCUUACAUUGUCGUUGGUGCCAUGUUACUCUACACAACAAGUGUGCCAGCCACAUGAAGCCGGAGUGUGAUCUGGGAGAAUAUCGGGAUCACGUGCUGCCUCCAACAGCUAUUUGUCCAGCUGUGCUGGUGAGACUUCCCGU
Molecule: messenger RNA, 1556 nt
Organism: Candidula unifasciata
Lineage: Eukaryota; Metazoa; Mollusca; Gastropoda; Stylommatophora; Geomitridae
Source: the annotation of a GenBank genome assembly